CUAUAUAAGCGGUGCAGCGGCUCUAGUCAAACGACAGUGGAGAAGUGAAUACUCCAAACGGUAAAAGCAAAGAGCAGGACUAUUUUUAACAAUGAGAGUUUACAACUUGCUGCUGCUCACUUUUGUGACUGCUCUGGCUUCUCUGGCUGCAAGCGGCGAGGCACACAUUCCUGACUGUUCGGAUCAUAUUAAUGGACUCUCGUUCGCGGAUCCCGUUAGCUGUUCCAGCUUCUAUGUAUGCCUGCGCGGCCGUGCGCUGAGAAGAGAGUGCAGUCAUGGCCUGUACUUUGAUCCCAGGACUCAGAUCUGCAACCUGCCGCGCCUUGUCGAGUGCCACAAUGGUGAUCGCAGCGGCUCGAUAGUCACUGGAGAUGCUCAUGGCGAUCAUCUGGCGGCCCCAGGUGGUAAAGCUCCUUGCGAAACAACUCCGAAGCCACCGUGCACUAAGACAGCACCUACAGCUCCACCACCCUGUACAAAAACAACUACCCCAAGUGAGGACACACCAAGUGAAACAACUACGCCUUGUGAGACAACAACCCCUAAGGUAACAACACCGAAAGCAACAACCCCUAAGGUAUCAACAGCUGGUCCAGUAACCGAAAAGACAACAACACCGAAAGUAACAACACCUAAGGCAGAAAAAUCGACAACAUCAAAAUCUACAACUCAAAGUACAACAACAACGUCGACACCUUGUACAACAACAACGACAUCAACAACAACAACGACAACAACAACGACUACGACAACGACGACAACAACGACAACGACAACGACGACAACGACCACGACGACAACGACCACGACGACAACGACCACGACGACACCCUGUACGACGACCACCACAACAACAACAACCACAACGACAACAACCACUACAACCACUACAACAACAACAACGACAACAACCACUACAACAACAACAACUACAACCGAGGCGCCCUGCACAACAACCGAAGAGCCUUGCACAACAACCAAAGCACCUUGCACAACAACCAAAGCACCCUGCACAACAACCGAACCACCCUGCACUACAACAGAACCACCCUGCACAACAACCAAACCACCCUGUACCACAACCGAGCCACCCUGCACAACAAUUGCUCCAGAUGCAGGAAGAGAAAUUGCAGCAGUCGUAAUCAAUCCAGCUGAGGAACUGGUCUCCCUACGCGAUUGCCAGGGCCACGAGGAUGGAACGUUGUUCACAAACGCCAGACAUUGCCGCCGCUUCUAUGUGUGCCGGAACAACCGAGCCAGACACCAGACCUGCCCCUUCGGCCAGUGGUUCGACCGUGAGCUGAAGAUCUGCCGCAGCCGCCUCGAGGUUACCAACUGUGCAGCUAGGCGCAACUAAACGAUGAUAAUUUGGAUAAUUGGACCCCAUACUGCAACUGUACCCGGACCUAUUCCAUAUGACUAAACGACAAUCUCUUCGCUCUCUCUCUCUCUCUUUCACUCUACUCUCUACUCUGUAUGUAAAUCACUUCUAUAAUCAAUUUAAUGUCCUCCUCUUCCAGCAAAGAAAUGUAAUAAAGCAGCAUUUACAAAAACGUAA
Messenger RNA from Drosophila navojoa, 1558 nucleotides. RefSeq lists its product as uncharacterized. The record is from RefSeq and is a predicted model, not a curated record. Gene Ontology annotation, molecular function: chitin binding. Gene Ontology annotation, cellular component: extracellular region. NCBI's taxonomy places the organism in Eukaryota, Metazoa, Arthropoda, Insecta, Diptera, Drosophilidae.